This is a messenger RNA of Polyodon spathula (Mississippi paddlefish), 2972 nucleotides long. It is a transcript of the gene rasef2, whose product is annotated as ras and EF-hand domain-containing protein. Gene Ontology annotation, molecular function: GTPase activity; GTP binding; calcium ion binding. The transcript has 17 exons. Lineage: Eukaryota; Metazoa; Chordata; Actinopteri; Acipenseriformes; Polyodontidae. The coding region runs from base 324 to 2390 and encodes 688 amino acids. The record is from RefSeq and is a predicted model, not a curated record.
CUUGUCGGAAGCUAUGACGUCAGUAAAGCACGAAUGACUCCGACUCUUGCACCUGUUUGAAGCUCAUUAGGAAACACGCUCUGCCCGGGACCGAUAAGCGAGUUCAGUAACAUACCUGGAAUACAGCGCGCUGCCAAAACAAGAGGGGAUUCGGGGCACGGCGAUUAUAUACUUCACAGCGCUUUCCAAGAAGAAAUAGAAACGUAUUAUUCUUUGUGUUGUUAUUCGCAUCCACGGUGAGCCAGUUUUGCGGUCUACAGUACCCGAUAACACUUACUGCGCUGAACCCGAUCUCUGUAUUUUAAUAAACAGACUCUAAGUGUAUGGAAUCACAAUCACCGAACAGCAAACCCGACCUCAGGAGACUGUUCUCUGCCUGCGAUCUCAAUAAAUCUGGAAGGAUCGAGUAUGAAGAUUUUGCGGCGGUUUGCCGGGAGCUGAGCGUCCAGCCCUCGCAGGUGCGUCUUCUCUUUAACAAGUUCGAUAUGGACCAGGACGGGUGCAUCGACUACACGGAUUUUUCGACUCGGUUCCAGGAAGUUUCAGAAACUUUGGAUCUGGCUUCUUUCGACGGGUCUUCGCAUUCACACAGAAUCGCUUGGGAGGAAUUCGAAGAGAGACUCGGGGAUGAAGUUCGCUGUCUGAACAGCAGCCGAGACCAGUUGGCAGAGCUGUACCAGCAGAUCCAUGCCUGCUCGGAGGACGCUGUGCUCCAAUAUGAGUUGCUCAUCGAGGGCCUGAUCAGAGACCGCAGGGUCCACUGUCUGGAGACUGAUAAACUGGAGUCUGCUCUGAGAGGGACAGAGGAGAUGACUGCGAGACAGCUGACUGAACUGGAGGAAGAUCUACAGCAGCAACUCUCCAACCUGGAGAAGAGAGUAAGAGAGGAGGAGCGCCAGAAACUGGAAGCAGCAGUUGCAGGCCUUCAGAGGAGACAUGAGAACGAGGUCUCUGAUCUGCAGGCAGCUGCUGACAGGCUCAAAGCGCAAGAAGAGUAUCUGCUGCACUUAAUCUCCAAAGAGGAUGUUUCUAAACUUAAAGAUACAAUCUGUGAGCUGACACAGGAAAAGGAAUACUUAAGGAAAUGCCUAGAAAAAGCCAAGACGAGUGUUUCACUUCUUCAAGUAGAGCUGGAUCAACUUAAGAAUGAUUUUACAGACCAAAAAUUACAACACGAGAGAGAGAAAGAAGCAUUGUCCAAGAUGGCAGAAGAGCAACAGUCGUAUUCCAAUCAGAUUGAAAUACUGCAGGGUGUAAACAAAACACUGUACGACAGCAACGAUGGGCUGAGAUCGGCUCUCAGUACAAACACUGGGUCUGGAAAGAAAAGGCACCUCUCACCCAGGGGUCGAAUUCCAAUAACCAGAGUGAAGCCCAGUGAACAAAAUGGGAUGCAUGUCAUUAGCUACAGCAGCUUUGCUGGUGAAGACAACAGCAAUGCGUUGGAUACGUAUGGACCCACGCCUGCUAAAUACUCUCAGGUUGCCAGCUGGGCUGACAACUACCUGGACAGUGGAGUCUCCGACUCUCACGAUGCCAUCGACGACCAGGACUCCAGCAAUGAGUACGACAGCGAUCACAGCAACUACUCGGAGGGGACUGUGCACUACAGCUACUCCUGUGUGCCCUCAGACAUUGAGAUGUCUGAAUUGAAGUCGGAGAGGAUGUUCGAUAUGGAGUCCUCUUUGGCUCUGAGCCGCCGCAGUUCUGUUGGCUCUUCGAUUAGGAGACGCCUUCCAGCAUUCAGCCAAAAGCUGGCUGAUAGAGGAAUGGAGGAUUCCCAGGAGCCGGGUCCAAUGUACAGGCUAGUCCUCGCAGGGGACGCAGGAGCAGGGAAGUCCAGCUUUCUGCUGCGACUGUGCAUGAAUGAAUUCAGAGGAAACAUCCCCACAACGCUGGGAGUUGAUUUCCAAAUGAAGAAGUUGUUGGUUGACGGAGAGCAGACAACGUUACAGAUCUGGGACACUGCAGGACAAGAGAGGUUCCGCAGCAUUGCCAAGUCCUACUUCCGAAAGGCACACGGGGUGCUACUCCUGUACGACGUCACCUCUGACAGGAGCUUCCUGAAUAUUAGAGAGUGGAUUGAUGAAAUCCGGGAUUCCACAGAUAACCCCAUUCCUCUAAUUCUAAUUGGAAACAAGUGUGACUUGAGAGCAGAGAUGCCGGAGUCCAGCUGUGUGAACACUGCACACGGGGAGAAGCUAGCCAUGACGUACAAUUCCCUUUUCUGUGAAACAAGUGCUAAAGACGGUACCAAUGUCGUGGAAGCUGUCCUGCAUCUUGCAAGGGAAGUGAGAAAGAAUGUUAAUAUCAAGCAGACUUCCGAGCCAGUCAUGAAACUGAGUAUCCAGGAUGGGAAGAAAGCACUGACAAACUGCUGUGGGAUGUAGACACCACCGUCUCACCUGGCAUCUGAUCAUGCCCAAGUAUUGUUUUGUGAAUGGAUCCUAAAUACAGCAAAUGAACUGUGUGGGCAAAAUCGGGCAAGUUUUGUUGGGUGGUUGUACAAUCAACACAGCUGAUCUUUUCUUUUAAUGCUUUUGCUGACAUUAAAAAGAUGGGAUUUUAAAAUUCAACAAUUUCAAACAAGAACAACAUCUGCUAUUGCUUCAUAGUAACCCUCCUGUUGCCUCCAAUAAGCACGAAUAGCAAACUGAUCACAUUUCAAAGCUGUUCAAGAUGCAUCAGGGUAUGUGUUUGUGUGGAUAAGAUUUUUUUUUUUGUGAUGUCAUCAGUGCAUCACAACAGUUUUAGCUGCCCUAGGAGAACUUAAUAUUUUUUAAACUGUUGCAUUUAGGUAAAUAGUUUGUGUAUAUUUAACCGGUAUAUUAUUAAUGUAUUUUGUACAAAAAAAAGUUGUUUUUAACAUGAACAAAAAUGAAGGGAUGUCUAAAAUUAAUGCUGAAAUCAUGUAAAUGUUAAACGGAUUUGUAUGGCUGUGUUGGUGUUGAAUUUAUUAGUUUUAUAGGAAA